CCUUACAUUCUUGUGCGUCACGUAUAGGUCCCAAUUAGCGAGCGUCUCUCUUAUCGUCGGAUUGCAUAUUGGGUACAUUACUUGUGCACUGUAGGUGACACCUGCCAUAUCGCAAUGCUCGCAUCCUCCAAAUUGGCUGCGGCGGUGCCGAUCGGCACCAGCGCUCGCACCUCAGCCGCCCUGCCAGCCCCUCUGCCGUCGACUUGCUCAGGCCGCGCCUCGUUGCUGCGGCCAGCGUGCCCCGGCCUAGGCCUGAGCGGGUCCACACCGAGCGGCUGCAGCCGCCAUGGCGUGAUUACGCGGGUGAUGCGGUCCACGUCCAGCAACCCCGCCUUCACCUUUGGCAAGGUGGAGGAGGCGGUGGGUGAGAGCUACGGGCGCUCGGGCCCGCCCAUGAGUGUGGAUGGGGCGGUGCAGAAGACGUCGCUCAUGCUGGCGGUGACCAUGGCGUGCGCCGCCGCCACAUGGACGCAGAUCCUGACCGGCAAUGUGGCGCUACUGGCGGCUAGCAAGGGCGCGGGCCUGGUGGCGGCUCUGGCGGCGCUGGUGACCAUGUUCAAGCCGCAGUGGGCCGCGGCGACUGGUCUGGUGUUCAGCGCCUCACAGGGCGUGGCCAUGGCGGGGUACAGCCUCAUGCUGGAGAUGGUGUACCCGGGCAUUGUGAUGAACGCGCUGAUGCUCACGUUCGGCACCUCGGCAUCCAUGCUCAUCGCGUACCAGACACGCAUUAUCAAGGUGACGGACAAGUUCCGUGACGGCGUCAUCAUGGUCAGCGGCGCAUACUUCAUCACGAUGCUGUUCACGUGGGUCCUGUCCAUGUUCGGCGUGCGCAUGCCGGCACUGCUGUCCAGCGGGCCCAUCGGCAUGGGCAUUGGCCUGGUGGCGGCGGGACUGGCGGCGGCCAACCUGCUACUUGACUUUGACAUGAUCAAGUCAGCCGCGCGCGCCCGCAUGCCUGCCUGGUUCGAGUGGUACUCAGGCUUCAGCCUGAUGAUGACCCUAGUGUGGAUGUACACAACCAUCCUCCGCCUGCUCACGAUGUUCGCGGGCGGCCGCGAUGACUGAGUGAUUUGUGGGGAGUUGGCAGCGCCAGUGAUGUGCCAUGGCGUGGUGUGCGCCUGUCCACGGGGUCUGAUGGCGUGCUGUGCAGAACGGCCGAGUGGCAAGCGGUGGCUAGAGCCUGGUAGGCUAAGGAUGCAUGCGGGUGCUUGCGCAGGUGUGGAUGCCCAUGAGGAUGAAGAGAGGAAGAGUGCGUUUUGAUCAGUGCGUGUGUCUGUAGCAUGUCACAGCCAGGCGGACGUGACAAGAGGCGUGGAGCGUGCGAGUUGUGCCAGAUUGCGGCGUGUGCUGUCUGAAGAAUUGCAACAUUUCGUACGCCACGUGAAGAGUUUCGAACAGUAAAGAACUUUGUUUUGUCAGCGGGCGUGGCCUUUGAUGGCGGUGAUGUGUCCCGGGCUGCAGGAAGUGUCGCGCGUUGUGAGGGUGUGUGAGCUUGACGCUGGGGACUGGCAAUCAACAGGAGGUGAGGGAAAUCCCUUGGGGGAUCCCUGGACACCGCGACGGGAAGUCAGAGACAGUUGGACCAGCUGCUUGGCAGGAAGUGAGGAGGUGGAUGUCAUCAAUUUCUGAGUUGGACAGGCCCCUGCUGCCUGUACAGUUGUGACAGUUGACAAAGUGCGGUAAACGCAGAAAGGCCUCUCCCGU
Chlamydomonas reinhardtii is the source of this 1704-nucleotide messenger RNA. RefSeq lists its product as uncharacterized. The record is from RefSeq and is a predicted model, not a curated record. The transcript is spliced from 10 exons. Bases 115 to 1065 code for a protein of 316 amino acids. Lineage: Eukaryota; Viridiplantae; Chlorophyta; Chlorophyceae; Chlamydomonadales; Chlamydomonadaceae.